CAUGCCUCCUUGACUCUGUCGGCCAACUCCACUCGUACCCCUCCUCCUUUUCUUUGCUUCAUACCAUAGCCUGCCAUGGAGGUCCACAGAUGUCGAUUCGUGGACUAUGUUCCAUCCGCCAUCAAUGCACUCGCUUUUGCACCCAACACAACAAGGCCCGUUAUGGCCUGCGGAAGGGCCAAUGGAGAUAUUGAGGUCUGGAACCCGAAGAACGAGUGGACCCUGGAGAAGGUUAUUCCCGGAGGAAAGAACACGUCCGUCGAAGCCCUUGCGUGGGCCCAUCAAACCAUUCUGACUGAAGACGAUGAUUUCUGGGAUUCAGAAAAGGAAAAGCAAGCAGCCAUAAAGAAACUGGUCAAGACAUCUCCUAGGCUGUUUUCUGCUGGACUGAAUGCCGUCGUGACCGAGUGGGAUCUCACAACGCUGAAGCCCAAGCGUUCGGUUGACUCCCAUGGUGGAGCUGUCUGGUGCAUGGCGACAAAUCACGCCAAUACCGUGCUGGCCGUUGGAUGUGAGGACGGGUGUGUAAGGCUGUUUGACAUUGCGGACGGCGAGCUCGCGUUCAUCAGAUCUUUCGAUAAGCAAAAAACGAGAAUCUUGUCGCUGGCUUGGUCACUGGAUGAUACGACCAUGGUUACUGGAUCAGCUAACAGUAAUAUAUACAAGUGGAAUGUCGAGUUCGGUCGUGUUGUUUCCCGCAUGACUGUGGAUCGUAUUUCUGGAGAGGAUACCUUGGUGUGGUCUGUCAAGAUUUUGAGCAAUGGCAACGUUGUUAGUGGUGACUCACUAGGACACGUCAAGUUCUGGGAUGGCGCUACUACAACUAUGCUGCAAUCUUUCAAUUCUCAUGGGGCUGAUGUUCUUUGCUUGGCUGUUGGAAGGGACGGCAACACUGUGUUCUCAUCAGGAGUCGACCGCAAAUGCAACCAGUACCGCUUCGUGGAUCAGCCUGCUCCUAAGAAGGCAGGAAAGAAUGGAAAGGUUGGAAAGACUGGAUCGAUCCAUGGCAAAACAGAGAUGGUCUCAAAGUGGGUUCUGGCUGGAUCAAGACGCUUUCACUCACACGAUGUCCGUGCAUUGGCAUUGGAUGAGAGCAGGAAUGUCGAUGCCUUGGUUUCUGGAGGUGUCGAUGUGUCGAUGGUCGUCUGUCCUGCUGCCCAAUUCCCUGAUAUCAACCAACGUCGCCUACCUUAUGUUCCCCAAAGACCUAUCGUAUCCAUCAGCAAAUCAAACCGCCUCAUGCUUUGCAGGCAAGCGCAUGGCAUCAAGGUCUGGCGCCUUGGAAAGUCCGCAUCGCCCGUUCAGCCUUACUCAGAGAUCGAAAUUGGUGCACAUAUGGAUUUGAUCGAGCCACAGCAGGCCAUUCUCGAGAUGACCUUCAAGGAGGACCGCAACUUGACCGCCAGUGCAUUGUCAGAGGAUGGCCAUUGGAUUGCAGUUGCAGAUAUUGAGGAGGUUAAACUGUUCCGCGUCAGUGAGAACCCUGCUCGUCCUGGUCAGUUGAUUGUCAAGAAGCAAAAGUCCUUCCCAGGAGUUCGUGGAACAGGAGCCCACUUUCUUUCAUUCACACCAGACAGCACUCGACUUGUGGUCGCCUCCACGGACUCGCAUGUAGUCAUUGUGGAUAUUGCUCAGUGGGAAUCCGGUAAUUUUGACACCCUACGCAAGUUUGGUCACCAUCGUGGAGCGGGCGGCAAGGAAUCAGAAUCGAUGGACGUGGACGGACAGGAGGAUAUUGUCGGAGGUGAGGGUCAGGCAGAGACGAUUGUGUAUAUGGCUGUCUCUGCAGAUGGACAGUGGUUGGCAACGGGUGACCUCAAGAACCGGAUCUUCGUCUUCAACUUGGAUACACUCCAGCACCAUGCUACACUUCCUGUCUUCGAUGCCCCGUUGACGGCUCUUCAAUUUCACCCAUAUUCACCCACUCUGGUUAUCCCCACAGCCACCAACGUCUUCUAUCUCUUCAACGUCGAAACCCGUCGGCUCACAGACUGGUCGCGCGAAUACUCUUCAGAUAAGAACUUCCCAACAAAGUUCUUGGGCCUCAAAGACAAGAUUCAGGGCAUUGCCUUCAAUCCCGCCCGCAAGAAUACACUACUUGUUUGGGGCGCAACCUAUAUCUGCCAGGUGGAUUUAGAUCAGGGCGUUGGGGACCGUAAUGCGAUUCUGAAUGUUGGCAAGAGGAAACGAGUCGAUCGUGCCAAGGACGAGAUCCGCAAACAGCAACGGGAACGCAGGAUGAAAAAGUAUGCAGCCCUUGGCAUUCUGCCGAUGCCUGAGCUGGAGUCUGGAAAGGCUGUUGUGGUACUAGAAGGAAAGAAAGGACGCAAGGUGCUUGCGGCAGCAACAAAUCAUGUGGAGGAGGAGAAGGAGGAAGAGUUCAAUUUCCAGUUACUGCACAAGUUCCAGCCGCUGAUGUUUGUGGACUUUGUUGGUGACAACUCACUGGUGGUGGUUGAGCUUCCAUUUAUCAAGAUUCUGUCGAGUCUGCCGCCAAGCUACUACCGCGCCAGCUACGGAACAUAAGCCUGCUUAUCCGGGUGUUCCGUAUCUGUUCGUGUUGCACGUCCUUGUCCAUCAUCCAUACUUCAUCUCUUAUUAUUUUUUUGCAUGCCCCUUUAGAUCCUAUUACCCUUUUGCUCUUUUCAUCGCAGCACAGCA
Gamsiella multidivaricata is the source of this 2661-nucleotide messenger RNA. Its product is annotated as WD40-repeat-containing domain protein. Bases 76 to 2526 code for a protein of 816 amino acids. Lineage: Eukaryota; Fungi; Mortierellomycota; Mortierellomycetes; Mortierellales; Mortierellaceae. The record is from RefSeq and is a predicted model, not a curated record. The transcript has 8 exons. Gene Ontology annotation, molecular function: protein binding; RNA binding. Gene Ontology annotation, biological process: maturation of SSU-rRNA from tricistronic rRNA transcript (SSU-rRNA, 5.8S rRNA, LSU-rRNA). Gene Ontology annotation, cellular component: 90S preribosome; t-UTP complex; small-subunit processome.